Messenger RNA from Fomitiporia mediterranea MF3/22, 1743 nucleotides. RefSeq names its product WD40 repeat-like protein. Gene Ontology annotation, molecular function: protein binding; phosphatidylinositol-3-phosphate binding; phosphatidylinositol-3,5-bisphosphate binding. Lineage: Eukaryota; Fungi; Basidiomycota; Agaricomycetes; Hymenochaetales; Hymenochaetaceae. Gene Ontology annotation, cellular component: extrinsic component of membrane; cytosol; phagophore assembly site membrane. Gene Ontology annotation, biological process: nucleophagy; protein lipidation; protein localization to phagophore assembly site. The record is from RefSeq and is a predicted model, not a curated record. The transcript has 3 exons. Bases 1 to 1506 code for a protein of 501 amino acids.
AUGCACCUCGCCCGCCAUGCCAUAUCCUCCACCACACCCGUCGAGGUCCUUGAUGCCCACUUCGAUGCCUCGGCAUCUAUCUUUACCGUCGCGACACCCUCGGGCUUCGCCGUCUAUCGUACUUGGCCUUUACAACUCCUACGCGUGCGCGAAUUUACUGGCGGAUCACUUGCGAUAGUUCUACCGAUGCAUACGUCUUCGUUAUUAUUCCUUGUCGGAGGUGGUGCGAGUCCGCUGUAUCCGCCGAAUAAGAUUGUGGUGUGGGACGAUGCGCGCGCGCGCGCUGUUGCAGAGCUCGAGUUUCGGGAGCGCGUGAGGGGGCUUGCGGUUAGGAGAGGGUGGCUCAUCGUUGCGCUUCGGCGUCGGGUAGUUGCGUUUGAAAUUGGUGAGGAGAUUCGACGCGUACAUGAAUGGGAUACGUGCGAUAAUCAACGGGGCUUAGUGGCAAUUGCUACCGCAGCACACGCGACGCUGCUCGCUAUUGCGGGGCGACAAACUGGACAUGUACAACUAAUCCAUCUUCCACCAUGCCGACCACCUGCACCAACGCCGAACACCCCCGCUUCGCCUCCUCGACCUCCGCCUAAACCGGUCAAGCAUCCGGCUUCAAUCAUAGUGGCUCACUCUACUGCGCUUAGUACCCUGACCGUACUCCCGUCUGGCCGCUUGCUUGCAACGACUUCGUCACAGGGCACGCUCUUGCGAAUUUGGGAUGCGCAUACCGGUAAACUCGUACGUGAGUUACGACGAGGGAGUGAUAAAGCCGAGAUCUACGGUGUAGCUUUCCGACCAGACGAGCAAGAGGUAUGUUGUUGGAGUGAUAAGGGUACUGUGCAUGUAUUCUCGCUAGCAACCGGUUCUUCGUCUUUAAAUCGACAAUCAGCCUUUUCUCCUCUAACUCCGUUCAUCUCCCUCCCGCGUUACUUCGACUCCGAGUGGUCCUAUGCACAGUACCGAAUACCAUCACAAAAAACACAUAUCGCACUCUCCGCGGGGACGAGUAGCGGGCGGCUCGCAGAUGUCCAAGAUGAGCGAUGUACAGUCGCGUGGGUCCAAGUUCCUCCUCCCGAAUCCACGCUACCAUCUACCAUCACUACUCCCGCGCCGAGAAAGGGAGAGGACAAAGGGAAAGGGAGACAGCCCGAAGCCGCACCACCACCACCACCAGAGUAUCAAAUGAUUGCACUAACGUACUCUGGUGGAUGGUAUCGCAUCGCAUUACCUUCUUCACCUUCUGCCAAUACGUCUGCUACUGGGGCAGGUAGCGCUACUAUCGCUCGUACUCCCUCAUUAUCUGGUGCUGGAGUCUCACAUAUGCCGUCGCAUCGUGAGCGGCGAUCGUCAGGUGGAUCUUCUAUUGUUACGGGUCGCAAUGCGGCUACUGCACGAACUGCAAAAGGCAAGGGGAAGGAGAGAGAAGGGGAUGAGAAAGAUAAGGAGAAGGCUGGGCGGGAGUGUACGCUGCAGGAGUUUAGACGAUUUGGGAGGUGGGAUGGCUGGGGAUGAGUAGAUGUUAAUCGCGUAAUCAUUAAACUCAUCGUGGUACAGUAUCCUAUCCUGCUGUUACUUCUUUUUAUUCUAUUUUGCAUCACGUCACAUCAUCGCCCGCUUUCUACGAUGCUUUGUCCAUCCAUCCCAUUUUUACGCAUCUGUAUUUGUAGUAGACUCGCAACUCGCACUACACGUCAUGUCCCACUCUUAUUUUCAUUAUUUGACCUUGGUGCACGUACUAGUAUUCUUACU